Entamoeba dispar SAW760 is the source of this 1020-nucleotide messenger RNA. RefSeq lists its product as uncharacterized. Gene Ontology annotation, molecular function: GTPase activator activity. The coding region runs from base 1 to 1020 and encodes 339 amino acids. Gene Ontology annotation, biological process: activation of GTPase activity. The transcript has a single exon. Lineage: Eukaryota; Evosea; Mastigamoebida; Endamoebidae. The record is from RefSeq and is a predicted model, not a curated record.
AUGGAUAAUUUGAUAUAUCGAGGAGAUACUGAUGAAUUAAGAAUUGAAAGAAAUGAAAUGAUAGUUAAUGAUUUAAGUAAGAUUGGAUAUGAACAAAUCAUUGAGAUGAAAGAUGAAAAUGGUAGAAUUCAUGAAUUUGAAGAAAAGGAGUUGAGAACGUUAGUCAAAUAUCAUGGAAGUGAUGAAAAGAUAAGAGUUGUUUUAUGGGAAAUGUUUCUUGGAAUAUUGAAAUUUAAUUCAACAGAAGAAGAAAGAAAACAACAACUUCUUUUAUUAAAGAAUGAAUAUGAUGAAAUUAAAAAACGAUGGAAUGGAAAACAACCAGAAGAAAUGGAUGAACAAACAAAGAAUAGAUAUAAAAGAAAUAUUAGUAUUAUUUGUAAAGAUGUUCAAAGAACAGAUAGAGAUAAUAUUUUAUUUAAAGAUUUAACAAGUAGUACAUUAAAAGUUAUGUUUGAUGUAUUAGUUAGUAUGAGUAUAACAAAUAAAAUUGGAUAUGGACAAGGAAUGAGUGAUAUAGUAGCAUUAAUUAUACAAAUUACAUAUUCAGAAUUUGAAGUAUUUUAUUUAUUUCAAGGAAUACUUGAAUUAAUAAAAGAAUUUUAUGGAGAAGAAGGAAUAAUAUCAUCAGAUAAAAUGAUGAAUGUAGGAAAUAUUAUUUAUGUUGUAGAUGAAGAAUUUGGAGAAUAUUUAAAUAAAAAUAAUAUUACAUUUGAAUUUAUUGUUAAAUGGUUAUUAAUGUUAUUUAAACGAGAAUUUAAUUCAAAAGAAGUUUUAAGAUUAUGGGAUAGUUUUAUCUCAUUUCCUAAAGACAAAUUAUAUUUAUUUUUAUCAGCAACAAUUCUUAUCAAAAAUAGAGUAGAAAUCAUGAACAGUCAGAUGAGAUUUGAUGAUUUAUUUAUUUGGACACUCAAAUUAGAACAUAAAAUUCCAUUACAAUAUAUUUAUGAUGCAGAUAAUUUGUUAUAUGAAUUUAAAAUGAAAGCAACACCAGAACAACAAAAAAGAGUUUUUAAUUAA